This is a messenger RNA of Aegilops tauschii subsp. strangulata, 1367 nucleotides long. RefSeq names its product probable aquaporin PIP2-7. Gene Ontology annotation, cellular component: membrane. Gene Ontology annotation, molecular function: channel activity. The record is from RefSeq and is a predicted model, not a curated record. Gene Ontology annotation, biological process: transmembrane transport. Lineage: Eukaryota; Viridiplantae; Streptophyta; Magnoliopsida; Poales; Poaceae.
CGUAGUGGAUUCCAAGCAGAGAACCUCCUCCAAGUAUCCAAGCACAGUCUCCCUCACGCAGCUGUGCAAACACUUCACCGCGAUCCCUAUUUAAGCUUCCUCUCAUGGCGUGGGCAGUCGUAGCACCCAGGAACCAAGCUAGAUAAAAAUCCUCUGCCUAGCCUUGGAGGCUCAACUCGACCAUGCCGUCGCCGAUCCUGCCGGCCAAGGAGGUGGAGGAGGUGGUCACCGCCAACGAAGAGGUGACAGACAUCAUCGUCCAGAGGGUGCCGUACUGGGACCCUCCGACGGUCCGGGCGCUGGACACGAGCGAGCUGACCACCUGGUCCCUCUACCGCGCCCUCAUCGGCGAGUUCACCGCCUCCCUCAUCCUCCUCUACGUGAGCAUCGCCACCGUCAUCGGGUACCGGAACCAGUCCUCCGCCGCCGACGAGCGGUGCACCGGCGUCGGCUACCUCGGCGUCGCCUGGUCCUUCGGCGCCACCGUCUCCGUCCUCGUCUACUCCACCAGCGGCGUCUCAGGUGGGCACAUAAACCCGGCAGUGACGUUCGCGCUGUUCAUCGCCGGGAAGGUGACGCUGGUGCGCUCGGUGCUGUACGUGGCGGCGCAGUGCCUCGGCGCCGUCGUCGGCGUGGGCAUCGUGAAGGGGAUCAUGAAGCACCCCUACGACGACUUCGGCGGCGGCGCCAACGCGGUGGCCGGGGGGUACUCGCUCGGGGCGGCCCUCGGCGCGGAGAUCUUCGGCACCUUCGUCCUCGCCUACACCGUCUUCUCCGCCACCGACCCCAAGCGCACCGCCCGCGACGCCUUCGUCCCCCUGGUGGCGGCUCUCCCAAUCGGUUUGGCGGUGUUCGUGGUGCACCUGGCGACCAUCCCGAUCACCGGCACGGGCAUCAACCCGGCGAGGAGCCUGGGCGCCGCCGUGCUGUACAACCAGCACAAAACCUGGAAGCAACACUGGAUCUUCUGGGUCGGGCCCUUCACCGGCGCGGCCCUGGCGGCGUUCUACCACAAGAUCGUGCUGCGCGACGAGGCUGUGGUGAAGGAGUCGCUAGAAAAGCUGGGCUCGCUCAAGAGGAGCGGCUCGACCGCUUGAAGGUCGAGAGAGGUGACCAUGCGCACGCAUGCAUAUACAGUAUUUUUCAUCGGUGUAAAGAGGAUCGAGAAGUUGUUGGUUGGUUUUUAGUCUUUUUACUUCUCUCGGCCCUGUAAUGUACGGAAUCUUGCUCUAGUGUCGUUGGUUAAUUAAGCGUGUCUUGAUGUGUGCCGUUCGUCAUGAUGCUUGUCAAUUGGCCCAUUUGGAAUGAGCGAAAUGCUCAGAUCUUUAUGAAGAAAUCAAUGCCAUCUCCAAUCAUCGUUGAAAACA